AUGGUGUUCCUGCAGAUUGAAAUCUCAUAUGAAUUGCUAUUGCCUUUGCUUGGCUGGUUAGAUGGUUGGCUGGAGCUAGCGCUGGAGCUGGAACUGGAUGGCUGGCUGGCUGGCUUGGUGGAUGAGUCUGCGGCAGGCACACUCGACGCCCUGAGCAGAGUGUUUAUCACCGACAGCAUCAAGCCCUCAGCGCUACCAUUGAAUUCAUCGCCAUUGGAGUCUAUCUCCUCACCACUGAGUCCACCAUCACCAGCAACGAACGUGUCAGCAUUAGCACUGAGUUCAUCGAUACCACCGACGUCCCUGUUCCCAGUAUAUAUUCCAGCAUCGGCAGAACUGAUUUUAUCACCACCAGCAUUGAAUUAUUCAUCACUGGCACUGAGUUUAUCAUCGCCAUCGCAUUCUACAUCCUCAUCAGCUCACCACAGUGAGACCAUAACCUAUCAUCAUCCGUUUCAUUACGGCCAGCAUAGAUCUUAUCACCGCCAGCAUUGCAUUAUUCAACACUGGCACUGGGUUGAUCAUCGCCAUCGGAUUGUACAUCCUCACCAGUUUAUUACAGACAUUAAAAUCUUCAAACGCGCCCUCGCACCUCAUUAUACGUUCCAUCAGGGCCAGCAUCAAGCUAUUCACCACCAGCACCGAGCUCAUCAAUAUCGGCGUUGUUUUCAUCACCGCCAGCAUCGAUUCACUCAACGCUCGUACAAAGCACAACAUCGACAUCAGCAUCUGCAAUUCCAACAGCGUCUCCACGUCAUCGUCAUCAACAAAACCCGAAGGACGUAA
This is a messenger RNA of Eupeodes corollae, 786 nucleotides long. RefSeq lists its product as uncharacterized. The record is from RefSeq and is a predicted model, not a curated record. The transcript is spliced from 2 exons. Bases 1 to 786 code for a protein of 261 amino acids. Lineage: Eukaryota; Metazoa; Arthropoda; Insecta; Diptera; Syrphidae.